Molecule: messenger RNA, 522 nt
Organism: Aspergillus versicolor CBS 583.65
Lineage: Eukaryota; Fungi; Ascomycota; Eurotiomycetes; Eurotiales; Aspergillaceae
Exons: 2
Coding region: 1-522 (173 amino acids)
Source: RefSeq, a predicted model, not a curated record
AUGACUGAAACGAUUGGUUUCUCCCGGUCUUACAACGGAUGGGUUUUUCAGGAUGACCUGGAAGAAGUCUAUCGAUCUCGCUUUGAUGGUCUUGUCCCAAAUGGAGCGGAGCAUAGGAUCUUCCAGUGCUUCAUGGUUCUGGCCCUUGGGAUGCUCCUUCUUGUCAAGAAGGACAUCUCCACGCCGUGCUUAAUAUCUGAUCAGCUGCUGACAUCUGCUACAAAAAUUGCCGAAGAACGACCUGUCGCGACUUUUAGAGGAGACUUGGAUCACCUAGAAGUCCUUGUUCGAGGCCAAUUCAUCUCACUCCGUCCGGGAGCAAGCGGGGCCUACUAUGCUGACAGUCUAGCCAUCAGACUUGCCGCGGACCAUGGCCUGCAUGAGACAAAUAGGAUUGUAGAACUACUCCAAGACUUGUCAGACUAUGCAUGUCCUCUUCGCGAUGGGAGCCAUGAGCAAACAUACUUUUCUCCCUCAUUACCACAAAAUUAUACGACUACGGGUGCACUACUUCCCAUAUAA